Messenger RNA from Culicoides brevitarsis, 4292 nucleotides. It is a transcript of the gene ClC-a, whose product is annotated as chloride channel protein 2. The record is from RefSeq and is a predicted model, not a curated record. Lineage: Eukaryota; Metazoa; Arthropoda; Insecta; Diptera; Ceratopogonidae. Gene Ontology annotation, biological process: chloride transport; transmembrane transport. Gene Ontology annotation, cellular component: plasma membrane. Gene Ontology annotation, molecular function: voltage-gated chloride channel activity. The transcript has 9 exons. Bases 572 to 3490 code for a protein of 972 amino acids.
UUCGAUUUAUAUACAUAUUUUAACGCGCUGCACACCGAUUAAGUUAUUAUCAUAAUUAUUAAUAAAUCAUGUGAAGAAGUGAAUGUGUGUCUCUUCAUAUCAUUUUUAAAGACAGUAUCAAGACAGUAGAAAUCGAAACCAGUAUUUUUCGCUACUGCAUUUCUCUAUAGUAUAAAACGACGAUUAUGCUAAAAAAAAAAUAAAUCUGGAACAUCUGAUUUUUAUAGACUAUUAAAAAAAACAACAUAUCGAAUCAAGUUCUAAGAAGUGCUAUUAAAAUGAUAAGAAAUUCAUCAACAAUGCAAGCGCCGUCGAAACGAAUGUAGGUGAACUAUUUUUAAAUAAAAAAAAUAAAAAAAAUAAAUAAAUAAAAGUUGAAUUAAAAAAAAAAUAAACAAAUAAAAUGGUUGGUUGUGAUAGAUAAGAUUUAAAAAAAAAUAAAAAAUUAAAAAAAAAGUACUUAAAAAAAAUUUUAAAAAAAUCUUAAAAAAUUAAAAAGUGAUUAAAAUAAAAUUUAAAUUAAAAAUUUUUUACUUACUUGACCAAAAAAAAAUUAAAUUUGUGAAAAAUCAUGCCUUCAUAUAUGGACAGCAUGGAUCGCCUCAACGUUCCCACAAUCGUCAAAGGCAUGAAUUCGCCUCAGAGGAUAAAAAAGCCCAACGAAGAUCAUGGACUCGGUUAUCAAAAUACUUUGAUGUAUGGCCGCUAUACCAAAGAUUUAGGAGAAUAUGCAAAAGAGGAGGCAAAGCGACUUAAGCUACUUGAGCGUCGAAGAAAACAAGAAGAUAAGGAAAGAGACAAGGAGCUGUUAGGUAAACACACAAAUCGUCUUGUGAAAGCCCUCUCGGCGAUAUGGCGUCACACAUUUGCUCGUUUGGGCGAAGAUUGGGUAUUUUUAGCGUUAUUAGGCAUAAUUAUGGCACUUUUGUCAUACAUGAUGGACAAGGGGAUUUCAAUGUGCACAAAUGCGCGUGUCUGGUUGUACAGAGAUUUAACGUCGCAACCCGUGGCACAAUAUAUCGCGUGGGUUUCGUUGCCCGUGUCGCUGAUUUUGUUCUCGGCGGGUUUCGUGCAUCUUGUCGCGCCACAAAGUAUUGGCUCUGGCAUUCCAGAGAUGAAGACCAUCUUGCGUGGCGUUGCGCUGAAGGAAUAUCUCACGUUUAAGACGCUCGUUGCGAAAGUGAUCGGUUUGACAGCGACAUUAGGUGCUGGCAUGCCUUUAGGAAAAGAAGGUCCAUUUGUACAUAUAGCUAGUAUAGUUGCACAAUUAUUAAGUAAAUUAGUGACAUCAUUCCAAAGUAUUUAUGAAAAUGAGUCUCGUAACUCGGAAAUGCUCGCUGCGGCAUGCGCUGUGGGCGUUGGUGCGUGUUUCGCUGCCCCAAUUGGCGGCGUUUUGUUCUCCAUCGAGGUAACAACGACAUAUUUUGCCGUUCGCAACUAUUGGAGAGGCUUUUUUGCUGCCGUGUGCGGAGCGACGGUGUUUCGAUUGCUCGCUGUGUGGUUCCAAAAGGCAGAUACCGUGAAAGCUGUCUUUCUUACGAGCUAUGCGAUGGAUUUUCCCUUUGAUCCGCAGGAGUUGAUUGUGUUUGCGUUGAUGGGCGUCGUGUGUGGCUUUGGAGGUGCAUUUUAUGUUUGGACUCACAGGCAAUACGUUUUGUUCAUGCGUUCGAACAAGAAGAUGAACGCUUUUCUGCAGAAAAAUCGUUUCCUCUAUCCAGGCAUCGUAGCACUACUCGUAGCAACAGUUUCCUUCCCUUUGGGUUUAGGACAAUUUGUCGCCGGCGAAUUAGGCACUCACGAACAAGUUCAUCAACUUUUCAUGAAUUUCACGUGGACCCGAAGCACCUUAACCGUCGAACAAGCAACCAUCGUCUCGUAUUGGCGCUCCCCAUACACCGAUGUCUUCGUCAACUUAGUAAUUUACCUCCUUUUCACGUUCAUUUUCUCGAUAAUCGCAUCUACAAUUCCCGUUCCUUCGGGAAUUUUCAUCCCCGUGUUCAAAAUUGGCGCCGCUUUUGGGCGUCUCGUUGGCGAAGGCAUGCAUUUGUGGUUUCCGUAUGGCGUGCGAUACGGCGGGCAUAUUUCAACUGUCAUUCCGGGCGGAUAUGCCGUCGUUGGAGCAGCUGCUUUCAGCGGAGCUGUCACGCAUACCGUUUCUGUGGCAGUUAUUGUGUUUGAAAUGACGGGACAAAUUACGCAUAUCGUGCCUGUGAUGAUCGCGGUGCUCAUUUCAAAUGCGAUUGCGGCACUUUUGCAACCCUCGAUGUACGACAGUAUUAUCCUGAUCAAAAAAUUGCCGUAUUUACCCGACUUACUGCCAUCCGGAUCGGGCAUGUACAACAUUUACGUCGAAGAUUUCAUGGUGCGCGACGUCAAAUACAUCUGGAAGGGCAUUUCGUAUCAACGCUUGAAAGAAAUUUUGAAGGAAAAUAAGGGACUUCGAAGUUUGCCGCUCGUUGACAGUCCGGAAAAUAUGAUUUUACUUGGAUCUGUGCAACGAUACGAGCUGAUAAAGAUCAUCGACAGACAUAUUGGGCGCGAAAAACGCUUGGAAGUCGCUGCAAAAUGGAAAAAAGAGGCCGAAGAUCGUGCCCGCGAAGAACAAGAACGUCUCACACGCGAACAAGAAUCCGCAGAACGUCAACGUCGCCCAUCCCGUUUCGAAGUUUCGCCUGCUCCUGACAUCCUGAAGCUCCGACAAAUUGCCAACAAUGAAAUUUCCUCGCCGAAAAUUGAACCUUUAGUCCCGAAAAAGUCAAUUUUGAAGAAAACUAAUUCUUUUACCUUCAAAGGAUUCAAUCCCUUGGGAGCUCAUAGUCCCCUAAGUACGCCUUAUACGACAAUUACGGGCGCUUUUAGUACCGAACAUCGAAUUCGCUCCGCAUUUGAUGCCGUCUUCAAAAAAUCCGAAAAAUUGCAAGACGUCAACCCGUCAGAUCCGCACGAUAUUGGAUCGUCGUGUGCGGGCAGCAUGAAUACGGGCAUUGAUUCGCUCUCGCAUGCCCCGGGGAUUUCGAAAAAAGUUCAGUUGCCGCGUGAGAGAGUUUGCGACAUGUCUAUUGAGGAUCAAAAGGCGUGGGAAAUUGAGGAAAUGUCGAAACCUGUUGAUCUAAGUGAGGUAGGAGUGCAUAUUGAUCCGGCGCCAUUCCAGUUGGUCGAGCGUACCUCCAUACUGAAGGUACAUUCGCUCUUCUCGAUGGUGGGCAUCAAUCACGCCUAUGUAACGUAUGUCGGCAGGCUCGUUGGCGUCGUUGCACUGAAAGAGCUUCGUCAAGCGAUCGAAGACGUCAACAGUGGCAAAUUGCAACCAGCUGACAACAACAACGACACAAUAACGCCCGUCACGCCAAUUUCGCCCGUGUGCGAACCCUUGCUGAGGCAUCACAGCGAUCACAAAGUAAAUGCAACCGUAACAUCACUCGAUUCAGCAUUAUCUAAUUCUGAGAAUUGCUCCGACAUUGAACUUGACAGCAUAAACAUUAGACGCUAGCAAAGUGCAAUUCGAACAAUUUUCUCGUAGAUCAAUUUUGACCUCUUUGUAGUUAGAAAAAUCUCCUUUUUUCGCUGAAAACUUGUAUUUAUAUGUUAGAAAUUUCUUUUAAGAACUCUUGAAUCCUUCAAAUCCUCUGAAAUUUCAGGCAAGGUGGUUGUUAAAGGUGCAUGCGACGUUGAAUUUUCCCUUUUUCUGUAACUUUUUGUUGUAAACGGUAACGGUUUAUCGUAGAUUUUGGUCACAAUUGACACUGAAAAGAAAGAAAUUAACAUUUUUUUGUAUUUUUUGUUCAAAAUUUUAACAAUACAGAAUUUUGCCGUGUCGCCCAUCUCCAUUUUCAUUACGCCAGAUACGCCGCCAUCGCAACGAGCCUUCCGUUAUGGGGAACGAGCGUAAGUAAGCAACCAUCGAAAAAAUUUGUAAAUAAUAUUUUACCACUUUUGUGCCUAAAAAAUGUUGAAAUUUCGUUAUUUUUAGUAAAUUAUUAAAAAUAAAAAAUUAUUUUAAUAAAAUUAAAAGACAAUUUAAUAAAAAAAAAAUUAGGAAUCAAAAAAUUUAAUAAAUAAAAAUAGGACGGUGAUAAAUGUUCCUUUAAUUAAUUCAAAUUCAUAGAAAAAAUAAUUAAAUAUUUGUGAUUAUUUAAAAAAAAAGUUUUAAAAGGAGUAAAGAACUUUUAUGCUCAAAUUGUUUGUAAAACAAGCUUUAAUCGAAUAUUUAGUAAAUGUUAUUAAUUAAUUAAUUAACUAUUUUAUUAGCCGUUAUCUAUGGUUCAGAGUCUGAACGAACAAUUAUUAGGAAG